This is a messenger RNA of Acanthochromis polyacanthus (spiny chromis), 2247 nucleotides long. RefSeq names its product lactase-like protein. Gene Ontology annotation, molecular function: beta-glucosidase activity. The record is from RefSeq and is a predicted model, not a curated record. NCBI's taxonomy places the organism in Eukaryota, Metazoa, Chordata, Actinopteri, Pomacentridae. Gene Ontology annotation, biological process: carbohydrate metabolic process. The transcript is spliced from 14 exons. The coding region runs from base 229 to 1938 and encodes 569 amino acids.
UCCUCACACUCUGCUGCCUCCAAAUGGAUCCUAUUGACUGAGCUGCAGGGCUGAUGAAUGGCAGAAAAAUGUCCUGGAUGCUUCACUGUGUUUUGUUUUUUGUGGGCUGGCAGCGGACCGGCCGGUGACACCGCUGAGCAUUAACCAGAAGCUUGGCGAUGCUUCUUGCACUUUGGAGCAGCUUCCAGCGGAGACCGAUGCAGCAGGUGUAAGUGAAGCCAGAUCACGAUGCUGCAGUGGGGAAUCCUGAGGUGGUACCAUGUGUUUGCACUGGUCCUGUGUGUUUCAACCAGCGAGGACUUUGACUGGACCAAGAACGACCGGACGUUUUUCUACUACGGAACCUUCCCAACCGGUUUCUCUUGGGGAGCCGGCAGCUCUGCCUAUCAGACCGAAGGAGCCUGGAACAUAGAUGGAAAAGGAAUGAGCAUCUGGGACGCAUUCGCCCACAAAAAGGGGAAAAUAUUAUAUAACGACACAGGAGACGCUUCGUGUGAAGGUUACUACAAAUUCAAGGAUGACAUCAACCUGAUGAAGGACAUGAAGCUGAAUCAUUACCGGUUCUCCAUCUCCUGGCCGAGGCUUUUACCCAGCGGACUGAAGAGUGAACACAUCAACGAGAAAGGUAUCAAAUACUAUGACGACCUGAUCAACAUGCUGCUGGAAAAUAAGAUCACCCCCAUAGUGACUCUGUACCACUGGGACUUACCUCAGGUGCUGCAGGAUAAAUACGGCGGCUGGCAGAAUGUCAGUAUGGUCAACUACUUCAACGACUUCGCUAACCUGUGCUUCGAACGGUUUGGAAACAGAGUCAAGUACUGGAUCACCUUCAAUAACCCCUGGUCCAUCGCUGUGGAGGGAUACGAAACAGGAGAACAUGCUCCUGGAAUGAGGCUGAGAGGAACCGGAGCCUACAGAGCUGCUCACAACAUCAUCAAGGCCCAUGCUAAAGUCUGGCAUACGUACGACAUGCAGUGGAGGAGCAAACAGAAAGGCCUGGUGGGCAUCUCUCUGACGGCCGACUGGGGGGAACCGGUGGACAUCUCCAACCAGAGAGACAUCGAGGCAGCAGAGAGGUACAUCCAGUUCUACAUGGGCUGGUUCGCCACGCCUGUCUUCCACGGAGAUUAUCCACAGGUCAUGAAAGAUUACGUAGGCAGGAAAAGUGGCCAGCAGGGCCUCGGAGCUUCUCGGCUUCCUGUCUUCUCGCCUCAGGAGAAAAGUUACAUCAAAGGUACCUGUGACUUCCUGGGCCUCGGACACUUCACCACCCGAUACGUCACCCAGAAGAACUACCCUUCAGGAGUAGGAGACAGCUAUUUCGCUGAUCGAGACCUGGCCGAGCUGGUGGACCCCCAGUGGCCGGAUCCUGGAUCUGAGUGGCUCUACUCCGUUCCAUGGGGCUUCAGACGCCUGCUGAACUUCGUCAAGACUCAGUAUGGAAACCCGAUGAUCUAUGUGACAGAAAACGGAGUCUCAGAGAAGAUGCUGUGCACGGACCUGUGUGACGACUGGAGGAUGCAGUACUACAGAGACUACAUCAAUGAGAUGCUCAAAGCCAUGAAGGACGGGGUGAACGUGAAAGGAUACACCGCCUGGUCUCUGCUGGACAACUUUGAGUGGGAUGAAGGAUACUCGGAGAGGUUUGGUCUCUUCUACGUCGACUUCAGGAACAAGAACAAACCCCGAUACCCGAAGGCCUCGGUCCAGUACUACAAACGCAUCAUCAGCUCUAACGGCUUCCCCAAUCAGAGAGAGGUGGAGAGCUGGAAGAGGAAAGCUGUGGAGACAUGCUCCUCCAGUAACCAGCUGCUGGCUGCAGACCCUCUGAUCGGACACAUGGAGAUGGUGACGGAGAUCGUGGUUCCUACAGUCUGUACGCUCUGCAUCCUUCUCAGCGCCAUCUUCCUCAUGUUCCUGCUGCGUGGACGCCUCUGAACACCAAAAACCAUCCUCUGGUUCUCAUCGAUCAGAAGAAACGAACCUGAGAGUCACUCCAAAGCUGUAAAUCUCAUCCUGUCCAGAGCCUUUUGUAGAUUUAACUGUCCUUUUUUCCAGAGUCAGAACCAGCCAAAACCUGUCUGGAAGAACAAUUUCAAGCUUAGUACAUGAUUAUUAUUAUGAUUAUUUUUUAAAGAACUGGUCUUGUGUGGUUUUUGAUGUAGCUUUAUUUUUAUAGCUACUCGGGCUGCAGAGAGGAGUUGGUUUACUGUCAACAAGUUUGUAAAAUCAAUAAUUAAGCUUCAA